This is a messenger RNA of Drosophila persimilis, 2156 nucleotides long. RefSeq names its product cartilage oligomeric matrix protein-like. Gene Ontology annotation, cellular component: extracellular region. Gene Ontology annotation, biological process: cell adhesion. Lineage: Eukaryota; Metazoa; Arthropoda; Insecta; Diptera; Drosophilidae. The annotation marks the transcript as partial. The record is from RefSeq and is a predicted model, not a curated record. The transcript is spliced from 4 exons. Gene Ontology annotation, molecular function: calcium ion binding.
UCUCCCCCUCUCUCUCUCUUGAUCGACUCAGGUGCCCAGUGCCUGCGUCUGGGCUUUCCGCCCUACUUCCAAUGCAUCUCCUGUCCGAAGGGUCACCAGAUAAACGGCACCAGCUGCAGAGAUGUGGACGAGUGUGCCAUCUAUCAGCCCUGCGAUGAACUGACUGUCUGCACCAAUCUCAAUCCGGGCUUCAAGUGUGCGCCCUGUCCGUCCGGCUUUGAUGGCAUCCAUGCUCAUGGCUAUUUCGCGGACCAUCUAUCGGUGGACUACAGGAAGCAGACCUGCCUGGACACCGACGAGUGCCAGUCGGGCUACUUUAGUUGUCCGCUUCAUGCCACCUGCAUCAAUGAGAUUGGCUCGUACAGAUGCCAAUGCAAUGAUGGUUUUGUGACCAAUGGCACCUACAGCUGUCUGGACAGGUCCUCGGUGUCUGUCUGUCCGGAUGGACGCAUCUGUGACAGGAACGCCGUCUGCGUGUACUCCGACAGCGUGCACUAUCAGUGCCGCUGCACCGUUGGCUGGGCGGGCAAUGGCCUGGUCUGUGGCCAGGAUCGGGAUCUGGAUGGCUGGCCCGACCAAUCGCUGGCCUGUCCCGAGCUCCACUGCCAGCGCGACAAUUGCCCGGAUCUGCCCAAUUCCGGACAGGAGGAUGCCGAUCUGGAUGGCCAUGGCGACGGCUGCGACGAUGAUGCCGACGGGGAUCAGGUGCAGAACAACAAGGACAAUUGUCCGCUGGCCUACAACACCGAGCAGCUGGACGCGGACGGGGAUGGGGUGGGCGAUGUGUGCGACAAUUGUGGACACAAGUUCAAUCCCCGGCAACUGGACGCCGAUGGGGAUGGUGUGGGCAAUGCCUGCGACGAGGACAUAGACAACGAUUCCAUACCGAACGAGGUGGACAACUGUCCGCUGCUGCGGAAUCCCAAUCAGUCGGAUGUGGACAACGACGGGGUGGGCGAUGUCUGCGACAAUUGCCCCACUAUACCCAAUCCCAUGCAGGAGGAUCGCGACAUGGAUCUGGUGGGCGAUGCCUGCGACAGUGGCAUCGAUGGCGACGACGAUGGCAUCCAGGACUCGGAGGACAACUGCCCGAUGGUGAGCAACUCCGACCAGCUGGACACGGAUGGCGAUGGCAAGGGCGAUGCCUGCGACGAUGACAUCGAUGGCGACGGCAUUCCCAACUACAGGGACAACUGUCCCCUGGCCAAGAAUCCCAAGCAGCUGGACUUCAAUCGGAACGGCAAGGGCGACAUCUGCGAGGAGGACGAGGACGUGGAUGGUAUACCAAACAUCAUCGACAAUUGUCCCAACAAUUCGAUGAUCCAUCACACGGACUUUCGAUCCAUACGUGCUGUGCGCCUGGAUCCCGAGGGCGAGUCCCAGCUGGAUCCCAAUUGGGUGGUCCAUGCCAAUGGCACAGAGAUUGUCCAGACCCUCAACUCUGAUCCCGGUCUUGUCGUGGGCGACGAUGCCUUCGGCGGCGUCGACUUUGAGGGCACUUUCUAUGUGAACGAUGACACGGACGACGACUAUGCGGGCUUCAUCUUCAGCUACCAGAGCAAUCACAAGUUCUAUGUGGUCCAGUGGAAGAAGGGCUCACAGACAUACUGGGAGUCGAAGCCAUUCAUUGCUUCUGCGGAGCCGGGCAUUCAGAUCAAGCUCAUUGAUAGCCACACGGGCCCUGGUUCCAUGAUGAGAAAUAGUUUGUGGCGCGACAGUGACACUCCAGGGCAGGCGCGUCUGCUGUGGAAGGAUCCCAGGAAUGUGGCCUGGAAGGAGAAGACCUCCUAUCGCUGGUCCCUUGUCCAUCGUCCAGCGAUUGGUCUGAUACGAUUGCAAAUGUACGAGGGCCAGAGUUUGGUCAUCGACUCGGGCAACGUCUACGAUUCCACGCUCAAGGGCGGACGUCUGGGCGUGUUCUGUUUCUCCCAGGAGAUGAUUAUAUGGUCGAAUCUGAAGUACAAAUGCAACAACCACGUUGACCCUUUGAUCUACAAGGAUCUGUCCGACCAUCUGAAGCUGAAAGUGGAGUUGCAGAACUAAUGGGCCUUUCACCAGCCAUAAACAAAGCUUAUCUGCCAUGAAUUUUAACCAAAUUACAAAUUAACUACGUAAAAUCUAUGUAAAACCUAAUGCAAUCUAUGCUUAAUAAAAGA